Messenger RNA from Protobothrops mucrosquamatus (brown spotted pit viper), 2085 nucleotides. Its product is annotated as SITS-binding protein-like. Lineage: Eukaryota; Metazoa; Chordata; Lepidosauria; Squamata; Viperidae. The coding region runs from base 1 to 2085 and encodes 694 amino acids. The record is from RefSeq and is a predicted model, not a curated record. The transcript has 10 exons.
AUGCCUUACAAUCACCCUAGGAACAACCUCAGUGCAAUUCCAGAGGUGAUGUGGGAUUCUGGCCUAAAGGAAAUGAAUGAAACCUGGAAAGGAGUGAUUGCCUGUUUUGGGGUAGUGGUCUUCCUUCUGAUGACCAUUGGGAUUAUUUAUUGGCAAGUAGUGGAUCAGCCAAACACAAACUGGAUCCUGAGAAGUAGUACCAGUGGCCUGAUCUGGGAUCGAAAAGAUCACAGUCUCAUCCUUCAGACUUUGAAAGAAGAAAGAACCUUGCUAAAGAUUCACAUGGGAAGCUUCCCAGAUGUGGAGAUACCUUUCAUAAAGAACAUAUGUUGGCAGAAUCGGUCUGAAUUCUGUUUCACCUGGGAAGCUAUAGUUGAACUGAAGGUCUUCCUGGACUCCAACUCUUCUCCCAACAGCGAGUGUUACAACAUCAACUGGACUCCCCUUCACUGCCAGGUGAAAGUAAAGGAUUGCUUUUCCAUGAUAAAUAUCUCCUGGUAUGGGGGAGCCAGUGUCAGUAGACAGCACUGGCCUCUGAAUAGUAUGAACAUCAAGCCCCAACCGUUCACUAUCAGUAACCUUAGUAAAAGCCCAAAUGCUUUUGGCUCUGUCUUAGAAAGAUAUUUUUUGGGAUCCACCGGAGUGACCAUGAUGAUGGCUUCAGAUACACCAAUCUCUCUCUCAGUGGAGAGAAACAAACAUUUUUGCCUUGAAAAUACCCCUGGCACGGACAUGGCUUCCCUGCAGUACACUGUGUGCGUGAGUCAAAAUAUCACAUCUGCUCAUCAGGAACUGGGAAGUCGACUUCCGAGACAACAACCAAGGUUGCCAGAUACAGACAUACUUAGGUUACCAGUCUGGAGGUAUUAUGGUAUGGCUGAUUCUUUUGCUCAAAUGGAACGAGGACUGAGAUCUUUCUACAAUAAGCUUCAAACACAUAAUCUUGGGGAGGGCAUAAUUGCUCUCAGUGAAGAGUCUACAAUGGUACUUCGAAAUUUGGAUCACGUCUAUUUACCUCUGCUCAGAAGAAAAAGGCUGCAUGCACCGAGAUUUAGCAUGAACUACUUCCGUAUGAAACCACUAAAACUUUCCAUCACUCUGUCCCCUUAUACAAGCAUCAACUCACCAAUUUUCCAAAGGUCCCUGCAAGAAGGGAAAGAAGAAUUUUGGUUGAGCCACCAUUCUGAAUCCAGUGACUAUUCGGUGCCACUCCUCACCAAAUGGAAAGGGCAGUUUUCAGCCUGUCUGAAUGUAACCAGUCAGGCUGCAGUGCUCUGGUACCUGGGCCAGGUGAAGCUCCUGAAACAACAACUGGGAGCAAAGUAUGUGGUUUUUGAAGGUAGUGAAGGCAACAUAUUUAUGGAACAAGCUAUCCCACCUCCUGCGGAACUCCGAGGGGAUCAGUACAUUCGUAUUUUGGGCUCAAUAGCAACGAUGUUGGGAAAUUCAUCAAUAAUUACUGGUGCUACAAGAUCCAGCCACCUGCCACUCUUUUUCCAAAUGAAUCCACGACAAUCUGACUGGAGUUACGCUGGUUUGAAAGGGAUUAUUCCAUCUGUGCUUCAUUAUAGUCUUCUUGGUUAUAACUUUUUCAUUCCAGAAGCAAUAGGUGGAACACUUUCAGGUGAAUUUCUGACUGAUGAAGAGCUAUAUAUUAGAUGGCUGCAAAUUGUCACUUUCCUUCCAGUCAUGUCUUUCAGGAUUCCACCAUGGGUCUGUUGUGGUGAUUGGGUGUUGAACCUCACCAGGUACUAUAUUCAGAGACACCAGAACUUUGUGGUUCCACUCAUUGAGAAAUACAGCAAGGAAUGGCUAUCGAGGGGGGAUCCAAUUUUUCGGCCCACCUGGUGGCUCAGCCCCACUGAGCCAGCUGCCUUUACCGUUGAUGACCAGUUUCUCAUAGGCGAGGAGGUUAUUGUUGCUCCAGUAACAGAACAAGGACAAUUCCAGAGGGACAUCUACCUACCUAGAGAAGGUCAGAAAUGGAUGGAUACCAACACUGCUCAGGUGUUUCAUGGAGGAAGCUUCCUCAGGAAUUAUUCAGUGCCUCUUAUGAAUGUGCCUGUUUUUAUUAAGAUUUCCUAG